Panicum virgatum (switchgrass) is the source of this 1296-nucleotide messenger RNA. RefSeq lists its product as uncharacterized. The coding region runs from base 199 to 1080 and encodes 293 amino acids. NCBI's taxonomy places the organism in Eukaryota, Viridiplantae, Streptophyta, Magnoliopsida, Poales, Poaceae. The record is from RefSeq and is a predicted model, not a curated record. The transcript has 5 exons.
AGAGAAGCCUACACACAGUGGCUGGCUCGGAGCAGUGUGCCGCUGCCGCCCAAUGCUUUUAAAACGCGACGCCCAGUGAAUCCAAGCAUCCAAGUCGUCGUCGUCCUCCUCGCCUUUCCUCUCAAGGUCGGAAAAGGGGGGCAGGACCGCGGGAGCAAGCGGCGAGUGGAAAUCGCGAAUGACGCGCGCGCGCCGCCGAUGGCCGCACAGCCGCAGACGCUAGCGCUCGCGGGCCUCAUCCUCCUCAACUUCCUCCUCACCGCGGCGGCGCUGUACGUCCAACUCCGCCGCCUCCUCCGCACCCGCCGCAGGGACCCCCAGCAGCAGCAGCAGCCGCAUCAGCAGCCCAUCCCGCAGCCGCCCGGGACCGAGGCGGCGGCCCGCGAGCCGCCCGCGCCGGCGGAGGGGGAAGGGGAGGAGCACGGGGACGAGGGCGGGAGGGAGGAGAAGCGGCGGCGGCGGAGGGCGCGGAGGCGGCGGCAACCGCAGGAGGAGGGAGCGGGCGGCGGCGGGGACGCUGCCGCUGCGGCGCCCUCCGCGAAGGCGGCGGGGAGGGAGGGGAAGCCGGAGAAGGAGGAGCCGCUGCCGCGGCGGCGGCCGCAGUUCCCGCUCGCGUCGGUGGCCGGCACGCUCCAGCGGCGGAUCAACGAGCGCUACGACGACCUCGCUCGGGCGAGCGAGGCGCGGUGCCUCACCAUCGAACAGGUUAAUGAGUUUCUUAACUGUCUCAUAGAUGCUAGAAACGAGCUGCUGCAGAGGUGUGAGAACGUCCAAAGGAGCUUCAAAAUAAAGAAGGCAAUGCUAUCCAACCAUCGAAACUAUAGGUCUUCAUAUGAUCGCCUCUUUGAACAGGUACGCAGAUUGGAAGCUGAGCAUGAUAACCUAAAGAAAGAUGCCGCCAUCUACAAUUACAUUCAAGAGCGCCUUCAGAAGUCAGUGCCAUACAAAAUGAUCAUGGAGCUCAGUGCUAUGGAGAUGGAGGCCCCUGAAAUAUCGUUUGAGGAGUUGCUGGCUAAGGAGAAAGAGGAUACCGCCUUCUGGCAGCGUGAUGGGAAGAUGAGGUCAAUCUCAUCCAAGUAGGACGCAAGGUCCCUACUUGGGGUGGUGACUGACGAUGGCAGACUGCAACAUCCAUAGCGUCUCAACAUCAGUAGUGUAAAACCGAAUGCUCUCCCGAACCGUUGGUGUAGUGUGGUUAUCAACUUAUCAUGAUGUUGGGCGCUUGCCACUUACACUGGCCUAGUGGCCUGAAUCUUGGCAGAUUAAAGAGUGUUGCGUCGUGCUCGUCAGUAAUAA